This is a messenger RNA of Malassezia japonica, 1200 nucleotides long. RefSeq names its product calcium/calmodulin-dependent protein kinase. Gene Ontology annotation, biological process: protein phosphorylation; cellular response to oxidative stress. The record is from RefSeq and is a predicted model, not a curated record. NCBI's taxonomy places the organism in Eukaryota, Fungi, Basidiomycota, Malasseziomycetes, Malasseziales, Malasseziaceae. Gene Ontology annotation, molecular function: calcium/calmodulin-dependent protein kinase activity; ATP binding. The transcript is spliced from 3 exons. The coding region runs from base 1 to 1200 and encodes 399 amino acids.
AUGGUAGCAGGAAAUCUGCUGCAGAAACAGCCAGAGUCCUAUGCGAAAAAGCAGGACUAUACGUUCCACAAGACGCUCGGCAAGGGCACCUUUGGCGUGGUUCGCGCAGCGACCCGCAAUGAGCCCGAUGGUGGCCAACGGAAGGUGGCUGUGAAGGUUGUGAGCAAGCACCUCCUGAAAGGUCACGAAGAAGUAGUCAUGCGUGAGAUCGAGACGGUGCAAGGUCUCAACCACCCUCAUAUCGUCAAGCUCAUCGACUGGUUCGAGUCCAAGGACAAGUUCUAUCUUGUUUUUGAGGAGGCCGACGGUGGAGAGCUCUUUGAUCGCCUUGCGCGCGGCCGCUUUACUGAGAUGGAUGCGUGCCGCACGAUCCAUGUGGUGUUGGAGGCGAUUGCAUACAUGCACAAGAACAAUACUGUGCACCGGGAUAUCAAGCCCGAAAAUAUCCUGUAUCGCACGCCUGCCGAGGAUGCCAACAUUGUGCUGGUGGACUUUGGUAUUGCUGCGCACCUUCGCAACGCGGAUGACCAGGACCUGAAAGGGCUGUGCGGCAGUGUCGGCUAUGCGGCGCCCGAGGUCAUUGCACGCCACGGCCACGGCAAGCCGGUGGACAUGUGGGGUCUUGGUGUGGUGACCUAUGCGAUGCUCUGUGGUUACGCCCCCUUUUCCUCUGCGGACCCCGAGCUCUUCCGGAAGCAGCUGGAGCGGGGCCAGAUCGAGUUCCACGAAAAGUACUGGAGCUCGGUGAGCCCCGAGGCGAUCGACUUUGUGAAGCGGUGCCUGACGCUCGACCCCGAGCAGCGCAUCACGGCCGAGGAGGCGCUGGAGCACGCGUGGUUCAAGGUGUGCCUGGAGCGCGUCGACUCCCACGACGUCAGUGCCGGUCUCCGGGAGAACUACCGCACGAAGUGGAAGACGGCGAUCGCGGCGGUGCGUGCCACACAAAAGUUCAGCCAGGCCGCCGAGUCCGCGCAGAACAGCCGUGGCGAGCCGUCGUCCCCCCUUUAUUCCGACGACGAAGACCAAGUUUUCCGCAAUGUCCAGCGCGACCACGCGGCCGCGGCCGCGUCGACGAACAAGCCGCAGUCACCCCCCGCGCCCGUGGAGGAGGUGCACGAGGGCGGGCACAUGCGCCGCGGCAGCUGGGGCUGGAACUCGCUCGUGUCCAAGUUCCAGUCAUUGUACACUCCUUCUCACUAG